ACAAACAUAAAAAAAUAACAAAGGAGGGUUCACUUCUUCAGAAACUUUUCUUCCUUAAUCAUUUGUGCUUGGAGUGAAAAUACAUGGAAUCCUUAAAUUUCCACAACAUCAAAAUUGAGAAAGCAAAUGCUAUAUUAAGGUACAAAAAGCGUCAAAGAAUGACAACGUGGUUCCGUUUCAUCGAACUCUGCCUAUUUUUCGUCGUAAUCUCAAGAUUUUCCAUUCAAUUACCACUCUCUUUCGAGCUCUGGACGGAUUAUUUCAAGGGAUUUGGUGUCACCCUCAUUAGUCCUCGAUUCGUCUUCGUCCUUGUAAACGCCAUUGUUAUCAUCCUCUUCUUUAAAUCAGGACAUUCAUCCGCUAAAGAUGGUUCCAUGGACAACAUUAAAUUCGAUUUGUACGAUGAGUACAAGCAAGCGUGUUUGAUGAACAAAGAGGCUUAUUAUGAAAAGAUCGAAAAACAGAGCAAGAGACAGAGGAAACAGAGCAUUUUGGUUGAAGUGGCUAAUUGUGAACAGAGCAUUUUGGUUGAAGAGGCUAAUUGUGAACAGAGCAAGAAACAGAGCACUCUGGCAGAAAGACGAGUAGAAAAGGGAAUUCAUCGCAGCCAUUCAGACAACGCUUUAAAUUCGUCCCAUAAUGAGGAAAAAACAAGAAAAAGAAUGAUCCGGUCAGCUACAGUUGGAUGCUUGAAAAAUAUAGAAACCGCGACAAGGAAGAUGACAACAACCUCAUUUCCGGAAGAUAGGAUGAGCAGUGACGAAUUCAGGAAAACGGUUGAGGCAUUUAUUGCAAGACAACAAAGAUUAUUGAAGGAAGAAGAGUUUUCAAUUUCAACAUAAGAGAUAAAUACAAAUAUUUUGGAAGAAACAUCAGAGUUUUAACUAGCACACUAGGUGAUCGGGAAAAAAAAAAUAGUUGAGAAAACAAAUUAAUUAGUAUAAAUGUUCACUUUGGACGAGUUAUGCGAAUCAUAUUUUCAUGAGCUGAUGGUUAAGGAUUGGCGAGUUCUUGUAGUAAUACACUACUUUUAACUUUCAAUUCAUAAGAAAAGUUCUAGUUUCAUAACAAAACAAAUAUACUUAUGGCAGAGAAACACAAGAGAUUGUUAUUCGUUUAACUAAAUAGAGCCAAACAUUCAUUAUUUCAUAUUAUAUAGUAUUAGUAUAUGUA
Messenger RNA from Solanum dulcamara, 1173 nucleotides. RefSeq lists its product as uncharacterized. NCBI's taxonomy places the organism in Eukaryota, Viridiplantae, Streptophyta, Magnoliopsida, Solanales, Solanaceae. The transcript has a single exon. The record is from RefSeq and is a predicted model, not a curated record. Bases 84 to 842 code for a protein of 252 amino acids.